Molecule: messenger RNA, 607 nt
Organism: Serpula lacrymans var. lacrymans S7.9
Lineage: Eukaryota; Fungi; Basidiomycota; Agaricomycetes; Boletales; Serpulaceae
Exons: 2
Coding region: 148-450 (100 amino acids)
Source: RefSeq, a predicted model, not a curated record
CGCAGGCAGGAUUCUACACCAUGGCUAUGCGGCGCCGGGAAAGGCACCAUGAGAAAAGAACGUCGGGUGCGAAUAGUAAAGUGCAUGAUCAACGAGGACUGAUCAAAAGGUGCUUCGAAGUUUGUGGAUUGCCAUACGUGUAGCAGGAUGGCCCAGAUGUCGGAUUCGCGGAUUCUUGGUGGGAUGUGCUUAUGGUUAGCUGCCAUAGAUGUUCAUGCAGGUAUCACAUCAAGUGCAUAUGGAUUUGCGUCGAGGCAUGAGACCAGACAGAAAGUAGAAAGGCGAGAACGUAUGUUCAAUGUAAGAGAGGCUCUUGCACUCGACGAACUCGGGCGGGAAGCAACGAUUACCCCAGCGAUACACAAGCCGAACGGAAGUUGGGUCCUGCCUUGUUAUGAGCUCGAUAGGACAGGGUCGGAUGUGAUACCGCCUGAUCAAACCCAGCGGUGAAGCUGAUGAAGUAGGAGAGCCGAACAGCUUCAAGAAGAGAUGAACAGGUUCGACUGGUACAAUCUUCGCCUUUGGUGGGCAUCAAGUCUCUGAGGAGUCUAUCGUCAGGCUCCACCUACUGGUAGCCUCAUCGUCGGUUUGGCAGUCUGAGUCGUAG